AUGCCACACCACACAUUCACACUCUGGCUCAGUGCAGUCAUCAUAAUGGAAUAUUCUUCGUACGUAAAAUCUCUUACAAGUCGGUAUGGUUUGAAAGAGUCAUCCGUCGAAGAAACGCAUCGGCAACUUCAGGAGAGGUUGAACCAGGACAAAAUGAAGCUCCAACAAUUAUUUAAAGAAAAAUUGGUUACUCCGAAAAACUCGAAGAAGGCUUCUGCUCACAUCAAGCAGCUAAAUGAACAGAUUAAAGACCUUUCCGAAGACAUUGGUGAACUUGAUACAUGCUUGCUUAUUUUACGACACAAGCUUCCUCAAGAAAUGUUGCGCGCCAUGAGAGACAAUGCUGCAUCAAAUGAAGAGGCCAUAGCAUCCAUUCAAAAGGCCUUGGAUAUUGAAAUUCGUGUGCGAAACGGAGCUGAGAGGCUAAGCCAAACGUAUAAAGAUGGUCCUCGAAACUGCCUUGAGUCGGCUAGGAAACAAUUGGGGUCUGAUGAUUCGUCUCCAAUGUCGCCCUUGCCUUUCAAUGACGACAAUCUUACUUCGUCCACAUUGCCUACCUCAUCGCCAACAUUUACAGACGUCACCCGUGCCAAUGGUGCCUACAUUUUCGGUGUUGCUGCAACUCACUCCUGGCAGCAGCAAGUGGCAGAAUUGAAGUACCGACUUCGAAUAGAACGCGCUGUGUACGAGGGUGCUGGAAAGGUUCUUAACGCCUUCACGGGACCACAAAAAGGUGCCGAAAAGACAACCAAAUUAAAGAUUUACGGGAGUUUCCGAGAGCCCAAGUCGAGUAGUAUUUCAGAGAAAAAGGCAUUGGCAUACCGUCGCGUUCGCGAAUACUUCCAAGAGCUCUACUUGCUGCAGCUGUCGAUGCAGAACCUUGUCUCCGUUCCACCAGUAGUGGAUAAUCAGGAAGAUGAUCCAGACCUCGCGGCGGCCUUUGCAGAGGCCAUCAAUGAUCCAGAGAUUCAACAUCUACUUGAACAUCCGGAUAACAGGCCGGGAAGUGUUUCGCUGCCGGGGAGCGAGGGUCACGUGGGAACGAGGAAGCAUUCUAUUUCCUCGUUGGCGUCACCCGCAAUCACCGCAGUUACUGGCCUUCUGAAGGUUUGCUGCAUUGGCUGUGAGGGGUUGUUGGAUGUCUUCCCGGCAGCACUUUUUUCCCCAGGAGGAGGUUCAGUUGGCUCGCGUGCCAAACCUGCUCUCAUCGAUUCGCCCGCAGAAUUCUCGGCAAAAUUCGAGGAUAGACCCGCGGAUGUGAGCUGCUUCCUGAAGGUUGACAACAGCGACAAAUCAUGGCACACUUCGUGGCGAUCACCGUCUUCCAAUUGUUGGAACACUGAGUUUUCUUUGAACGUCUCACAGGCGCGCGAGUUGUGGAUCCAGGUCUUUUGGAGGCGUGUCUAUCCCAUUGGCGCCGCAUUUGUGCGUCUACAGGACUUGCUGGACACCAAGCCUAAACUGCGUCUUCCAAUGUUGCCCCAGGGUUAUGUCAACCUGCAACUCACUUUCACCGACCCACUAAUGCAAGCACCCCGUGGAUUGAAGCGACAACGGCGUAUCUCUCGACAUAAGGUUCGGAACCUGCCACGUAUCACAGAGUCCAACACCUCGGUGCAGCAAUGGGUGCGGGCGCGUUUCGGUUGUCGUUCAACGACCCCGCAGCCCACUGCCACGACCGUCUCGGGGUUUACAGUUCCGACAGCGGUGGCCACGACUACCGCCGCAUCCCCGACCACGAUCGAGAUGAACGGCGGUCCCGUGCGCGCUCAUGUGGCCAAUGCGGAGAGGGAAGGCCGCUACACCAAAGCCACUUCUCCCGUCUGUGAUAGUCGUUCGCGCAACAAGACUUCCACUUUUUCAUCUACACCUCAAUCAUCCUCCACGAGCGAUCUCGUAGACACAUCCACGAAAUCCGCCACCACACCGGCUAAUACGAAGUCGUUGCCUCCAUCUUCUUCUGUUGCCGUCGGUACCGACAGCAAACCACCCACUGGAAAACCGCCCUCCGUUGUGGACUACGGCGGUGAGGGUGACUAUGACGACUACGAUGUAUUUACUGCGCCUGAUGAGACCUUCUGCAUGCGGCAGAAGCGGCCUCUGGAGAUUCCUCUUACCGCAGAUGCUGGUAGUGGUGACUACGCCAACCAGGAGCUGGUGGAAGCUGAUGCCCAAAAACACGUGACGCCUGAUCAGGCGGCAAUGGAUGGGGACGUAAAACCGCCCCUCAGAAGCGAAUCCUUCGGCUCAGACUACGAGGAACCCACCAUUCCACCUCAACACACUGUUGUUCCGACUGAAGCCCUAUCCCUGGAUGACUUCCGUUUUGUUGCUGUACUGGGUCGAGGGCACUUUGGCAAGGUGUUGUUGGCGGAGUCACAAAAAACGAAAAAAUACUACGCUUUGAAAACCCUCAAGAAGGCUGAAAUCCUCUUUCGUAAUGAGAUUGACAGUCUCAUCUCGGAGAAGCGCAUCUUUCAGACCAUAACUGAGGCCAAACAUCCAUUCCUCGUCAACUUGGUCGCAUGCUUCCAAUCGCCGGAGCAUGUGGUAUUCGUGAUGGACUACGCUCCAGGUGGUGAUCUGAUGCUACACAUUCAGGAAAGUGUCUUCUCAGAAUACCGUGCUGCUUUCUACGCUGGAUGUGUUGUCCUUGGGCUGGAAUUCCUCCACUCCAAGCAGAUCAUCUACAGAGACUUGAAAUUGGACAACUUACUCAUGGACACAGAGGGUUUUGUAAAACUGGCAGAUUUUGGCCUCUGCAAGGAGGGGAUGGGGCCGGACGACACGACCUCCACCUUCUGUGGAACUCCCGAGUUCCUUGCUCCCGAGGUUCUUCUUGAGCCCUCCUACACUCGUGCGGUCGAUUGGUGGGGUCUCGGUGUUCUCAUCUACGAGAUGCUCGUUGGUGAAUGUCCGUUCCCUGGAAACUCGGAGGACGAAAUUUUCGAGAGCAUCACCAAUCGGGAGGUACGGUACCCGGUUCGUCUGGGUAUGGAGGCCACAUUGAUCAUGCGACGUCUACUGCGACGUAAUGUGACGCUGCGCCUUGGUGCCUCGGCUAAAGACGCUGCCGAAGUGAAGGAGCAACUCUUUUUCAAGUGCAUCAACUUUGACGACCUCAUACAACGCAAAACCAAGCCACCCUUCGUUCCUAAAAUCUCAGCUGCGGAGGAUGUGUCCAACUUCGACGUAGAGUUCACGCGUGAGCGUCCCUGUCUCACACCGGCACGAGAACGAGCACCACUCUCGAACAGGGAUCAGAACUUCUUUGGCGAUUUUGACUACUCUCCCGAUGGCUUCUACGCACACCACCUCUCCAAGGCUCCACACUCCUCUGGCCAAGACAUUUGCUUAGUGCAGUUUAAAAUGGGCAAAGCAAAGGGACUUACAAAAGCUAAACGCUCACGAGACUCGCCAAGAAAGUCGGCCUCGGAGUUAAAUCUCGUGACGACAACUUUCAUUGAGGUCGGACCUAACACACCCGUCUGUAUCGCCCAUAGACGGUGUGGACCCUGUAUUGUGGGAGGAAAUUGUUUGAAGAGUAUGCACCUCCUGUGCUCGGGAGGCAUGCAUUUGACUGGUAGCUCCGCGGGUGAACUCUUCAUCAUGUCGCCUCUAUCCUCAGCCCAGUCGUUGAAUUAUAUUACUUGCGAUCACUACCACAAGAAGCCACAACAACAGCAGCUGUACCAAAUACCUGCAAAACUGGUCCCCUUGAAUGAAAUUGGUCAGAGCAGCGGCGCCGUAGAAUGCAGUGAGCGCCACAUGCGACGCGUGGGUCGAAUAUCACCCGACAGGUACUUUGGAAAUCAGACCCAGAUGAUUAGAUGUCCUCUCUGCGAGGCUCACUCACGAAAAACUCUGGACAACAGCACCACAACUACCACCACUGCCAGCACUAGCAGCAUAUCUGACACUGAGGAAAUUACGUUCACCAGACCGCCACGGCAAGCCAGAGCUCGGUAUUAUUCAAGUCCACGACGAACAUCGCCCGGACGAUUCAUCGCGCGGAAGAGUGAAACAGAAAUGGUAUCGCAUCAACGAGGCAGUAACAGGCCACCGCACCAAAGUGGUGGAAAUUGGAAUCAUGAACCCGUGAAAUUGGUCUACGAAAAUCGUCCACGGGAAUCGACUCGACGGAGCCCAAGUCCUCCACACCGACCACGAUCUGCACUUCAGCAGAUGAGGAGGCUCGACUCCGAUACGCAUACUUCCCGAAUGAAUGGCGCCUCGAGGAUUAUCUACGCAAGUAAGCCCGACACGCCGACCUACCACAAUAUCCCGAUUCGACAUGCAAGUCCACCAAAAGGCACCACCAUUGGCUUCAGGCACGACAUUACCGCCUCCUCGUCAUCAGCGUCAAUUUCGACCAGCAUUACGAGCCUGCCUCAAGGUUCGCCAGUACGGCCGCCAGAUAUAGAGCUCGACGUGGUACCGCCGCCUUCGCCUCGACCAUUUGACAAUCGUGCGCCCCACGGGAAUCUCAUCAAGUUCGAAACCACCAGACCUGCAGAUGUUCCCUAUUUUGAUUCCGCCUCGGAGAGCAAUUUUGACCUCAACAGGCCGGAAAACCACGCUCGUGGGGCCGGUUACAUGGUGGCCCGACCCCAAGGUAAUGCCUACCCAGGUGAACGGAUGCCUCCACAGCCGCGAAUAGGCUACCAGGAGGAGGAGUUGAUACCACGCCGAAGGACCACCAAAGACCCCGACCUGAAUAUGAGCUUCAAUUUCCAAUGCGGCGCCGAUCCACACGUUCCAUCCCUCACUCCGGAAACGUCGCUUGGGACUCAGGGUCCGGCGCCAAACAUGAAAAUUCAAGCGAGGGGCAAAACAGGCGACAUUUCGACUACCACUAUGCCCACGGAUACACCGACUGGAGGAAAUGCACUAGACGCCACCCUUGAAACAGUGGGUUCGUUGCAAUUGCCUCCGGCUGCACGCAAUUCAAGUCCUCGAAUACUGCCGACACUGGUAUCGCCUGUCUCAAAUGAGGAAUCAUCAGUGGCUACCUCGCAGAAUGGCAACACAAGGAAGCAAGACCUCGGCGACGGAAGAGAAUCAGGAUUUUCGUCUCAUGCCUAUGAAGUGGUACAGGAGCCGCCAAUGGGUGUAACCCAAGGGCAGGAUUUUGGUACACACGUUGAAGAGCUGGCAACUUCGGUCGGGGUGGAGGGUGACAUUUUGAUUCCAAGCCAGCAGUCAUUAGGAGCGCCCGAGGAGGAAUUGCCAUCGCCACCACCAACAACACCGCCACUACCGAGAUCAAUAGACAAAGUAGAUCUGAAUAGCAGAAACAAAGCUCCUUUGCCAUCACAGGAUGACAACAUCGAUCCUCAAUUAGAUCUUUCGAAGAAAGUUUCCGUCCAAGUCGGUAGCCUCAUUCAACAACGGCUGAAAGAGUUAACUGUAUGCCUUGGUAAGGACUCACAGCCUGUGAGUCGAGACACUGCGACCGCCAUGGCAGGCGAUGCUCGCAAGUUUGCGUCCCUGCAACCUCGAACAGGACCAAGGGCGAUAAGUACACAAGAACAGCCUCCUCCGACAUUCCAACAAUCAUCUGCUCCAAUGAAAGAAUUACCACGAACCUCGAUCAAGCGGUCAGAAAAUAUGGACUCAUUUAUAGAUCAACAAUUUGGUGGUUUAGGAAGGAAUCAACAGAUACCUCGCACCAGCUCUGAAGAGUCUGCUGACCGCCAACCACCACCGGGCUGGAAGGAUGUUGUAGAAUCGCCAUAUCAGAACCUUUCAGCCGAUGGAUACACCAAGACCCCCGUCGGCGGCAGACCAGAAUUACAAGGGCCACCGCAAGCUGAUCUCGAAACGCCAUUUCCUGGAAGUGGAAGAAGUGGUUUACCGCAACCACUCCAACGAGGCGAAUUCAUUUCCCAACGUGUGAAGGAGUUGAUGGCAGCCAGCGGUGGUGACUCGCACUCCGUCACUUCCAGCGGCACCGCCACCUCAUUAACGGCGCCCGAGCCCGUGCAAUUUAAGCUACAAAUUGAGGAUUUUCGUCUGGUGGCUGUGCUAGGACGCGGGAACUUUGGAAAGGUCCUCCUUGCUGAGUACAAACUGAAUAAUGGCUACUUUGCCCUCAAGACCUUCAGGAAGGUGGAUAUGCUGCGAGAAAAUUGUGUGGAUUGUAUGAAGAUUGAAAAACGUGUCCUCCAGAUUGUCUCUGAGGCGAGGCAUCCCUGUUUCGUCCACAUGAUCGCCUGCUUCCAGCCUCAGGAUUAUGCUGUAAUUGUACUGGACUAUUUGCCCGGCGGAGAUUUGAUGCAGCACAUUCAAAGUGGGGCAUUCGAUGAGGAGCGUACCGUGUUCUAUGCAGCCUGCGUAGUCUUGGCGUUGGAAUUCCUCCACUUGAAUGAUAUCAUGUAUCGAGAUCUAAAGCUGGAGAAUCUGCUCCUUACUGGUUGUGGUUACUUGAAGUUGGUUGACUUCGGACUAUGCAAGGAGAACAUGGGACCGAAUGAUAAGACAAACACCUUCUGUGGGACGCCUGAAUUUGUGGCGCCUGAGAUGAUCACAGACACUGGGUAUACCCGAGCCGUUGAUUGGUGGUGCCUGGGUGUUCUCAUCUACGAAAUGAUUGUCGGCAAGUGUCCAUUUCGUGGCCCACAGGAGGAUGACAUCUAUAACAGUAUCGUACGGCACGAGCCCAAGAUCCCUCUCCACGUGGGUCCGCGAGCCGCAAGCAUAAUUAGUCAGUUUAUGACAAAGGAUCCCAGUCGACGUUUGGGUGUUUCUGCAGCAGGAAUUUCGGACAUCAAGAGGCAUCCCUUCUUCUCUGGUCUCGACUUUGAUGCACUGCUAGCAAAUCGGGUGAAACCCCCGUUUAUCCCCAGACUUGUUGGUAUAGAGGACGUGUUCAACUUUGAUAGGCACUGCACAAGCGAAUUACCUCGACUCACGCCAGCAGAAAGGUCGAUCUCUCCUCGAGAUAAUCGGCGCUACUUCGCAGAUUUCGACUACACGAAUGAUGGCUCGACGAUUCGUUCGAACUAUAAUAAACCACAGCCUUGUUAG
Echinococcus granulosus is the source of this 7029-nucleotide messenger RNA. RefSeq names its product Serine/threonine-protein kinase N2. The transcript is spliced from 42 exons. Lineage: Eukaryota; Metazoa; Platyhelminthes; Cestoda; Cyclophyllidea; Taeniidae. The coding region runs from base 1 to 7029 and encodes 2342 amino acids. The record is from RefSeq and is a predicted model, not a curated record. Gene Ontology annotation, molecular function: ATP binding; protein serine/threonine kinase activity. Gene Ontology annotation, biological process: protein phosphorylation.